Molecule: messenger RNA, 1593 nt
Organism: Vicugna pacos (alpaca)
Lineage: Eukaryota; Metazoa; Chordata; Mammalia; Artiodactyla; Camelidae
Source: RefSeq, a predicted model, not a curated record
AUGGGGCAGAGCGUCGUGCCCUCGAUCGGUGGCAGGUUCUGGGCCCGAGCAGAAUCACACUGGUGCUACCAGAAUCAAGUCAAGCCUUCCAACUGCACCUGCCUGGGGCCAGACCUGUGGGGCGAUAGCUGUCAGAUGGACCACCAGUCCCCUAUCAACAUCGCCACUGCCAAGACGGAGGUGGACCUAAACCUGAGGCCCUUCUCCUUCUCUGGCUAUGACAAGAAGCAAAAGUGGACUGUCCAAAACAAUGGGCACACAGUGAUGGUGUUGCUGGGGGACGAGGCCACAAUUGCUGAAGGAGGACUGGCCGCCCGGUACCGGGCGAAGCAGCUGCACCUGCACUGGUCCGAGGUGCUGGACUGGGGCUCAGAGCACAGCUUGGAUGGGGAUCGGUUUGCCAUGGAGAUGCACAUAGUGCAUGAGAAGGAGACGGGGACAUCAAGGAAUGCAAAAGCCCAGGACUCCAAAGAUGAGAUUGCAGUGCUGGCCUUCAUGGUGGAGGCUGGAGCCAGGAAUGAGAACUUCCAACCCCUGGUGGACGUACUGUCCAACAUCUCCAGACCCAAUACCAACACCACGAUGAGAAACAGCAUCAGCCUCCUAGAGCUGCUCCCCAAACAGGAGAAACUGAGGCGGUACUUCCGCUACCUGGGCUCGCUCACCACGCCCGGCUGUGACGAGACGGUGGUCUGGACGGUGUUCCAGGAGCCCAUCCAGCUCGACAAGGACCAGAUCCUUGCAUUCUCCAACAACCUGUACUAUGACGACAAUCAGAAAAUGACCGACAACAUCAGGCCCCUGCAGCCCCGGGGGCAGCGCGUGGUUUACCGGUCCCAGGCCCCCGGGCGGCUGCUGCCCUGGUCGCUGCCCGCCCUGCUGGCCCCCACGCUCACCUGCCUGACGGCGGGCUUCCUCCGAUGAUGGCUCACUUCUGGACACUUGACCUCUGGUCUCGGCCCUUAAGUGAUCUUUGGCUUGUGUUCCUCAGGCUUCCCAGGUUGGACUUGGAUGGUGAUUAAAAUAUGGAUAUAUUUUUGGAGAAAUCUUCCUCAAGUCUGUUUAUAGUUCCCGCUGCUACUGCUGCUGUUCCCCUCAACCCACCCGGUCGGUGCCAGGGUAGGGGCCGUAGGGCCUGGAGAUUUCUUCUGAGCAGGGACCACCAGGCCCCCCUCCAACCCUUGUGAAUUCCCUGUUGACCCCUGACUUGGGAAGAUUCAGAAGGGACCUCAAAGCUCCAACACAGUGAAAGCUGGAGAAGUUCCAGGCCAUCCUCUCCAUUAUAAAACGGGGGAGGGAAGCUGAGGCCCAGAAAGGAGAAGAGGCUGGACAGAGGCCACACGGAGAGGCCAUGGCCGAGCCACCUGAGACCAGCCAGCGCUUUCUGCUCUGCGUGAGGACGAUGAGUGGAGGGUGUGGGUCCUGUGAGGGUGUAGCCUAGGUGGGGUGGGUGAUGGGGGACCAUUUAUUUGCCUCAAGGGAUUUCUUGAGCAUCUAUGUUCUAGGCACUGGGGAUAAGACAGACAAAAAUGCCUGUCCUCCUGGAGUUCACAGUCUCACGGGAGACACUAUAAAUAAAACAGACACAUUAUA